CUGAUCCCUACAUCGUCGCCCAUCAGACAGUUGAAGCCGAUAAAAUUGUCACGCUGACAUGUUACGUCGCCGUGAAAGGGUAUAUACAUACAUUAGUAACUUGGAGUUGGAGGCGGAAUGAAGUCGAACAGGUAAACAUAGGAAUACAUCCUUUGGCAGUCUCCAAGUUACAUGGAGACUACUUCUACCACAAGAGCGCUCUGACAGUCAGUGAUGUAGGACAGGAUGAUGACAGAGGGAGAUACACGUGUAAAGCUGAACUAGUGAGAUGGAAUGUUCAAACUGACUGGAGUGAAGAAUUUACAAUGUCCACAUACUCAAAGAUGGAAAAAGUCCCAAACUACACACAAGUGCGUGAAGGUGAUCAUGCCACGGUAGCCUGUAAGAUGCCUCGUUAUCAAUAUGAAUUCUACAUCAUGACACCUAGUGGGGAUAAGUUGAUGGCUGUGAAAUCCAAUAAGGUCUACAUACUUCCGAAGUACUGGCUCAGAACCAGGAUGGUGGGGGUUGUUACCUCCCGUAACACCAGCAUCUAUGUCUUUCGUCUCUACAAUGUUACACUAGCUGAUGCUGGAAGGUACACCUGCAGGAGAGAGGGAAAAGGUGCAACCAAGAUCUCCAUGACUCGGUGUAUACACGACCUGUUUGUCUCACGUCAUAACGCCACAGGAACAAAGCCAGUUAUGACAUCGCCGAAUAAGUCUGCGUCGCCUGCAUAUGCUCGCCUCGGGAGUACAGCCUUUCUGUCGUGGACAUUACCCCGACCUGGACUCAGAGAGUUUACAGUGCGACGGAUAUCUUCGAAAUCUCUGUUCCACAUAACUGACUAUAAUCAAGUGAAUGUCACUGACAGAUACAAGUCCAGAGCAACAUUCACCGGGAGAAUGAAUUCCUCAGGAUCUGGGGUGUUCAGCUUCCAGCUGUAUAAUGUGGACUGGCCAGACAAUGAAGAGUACAGAUGUCACAGAGGGUCACCACGCUCUACCGGGUCAAGAGUGUACGACUGUGGUCAAUGGCUAUUUGUAAUAUAUAUUGCGGUUGCCUACAUCGUCGCCCCUCAGACAGUUGAAGCCGAUAAAAAUGUCACGCUGACAUGUUACGUCGCCGUGAAAGGGUACAUACAUACAUUAGUAACUUGGAGUUGGAGGCGGAAUGAAGUCGAACAUGUAAACAUAGGAAUACAUCCUUUGGCAGUUUCGAAGUUACAUGGAGACUACUUCUACCUUAAGAGCGCUCUGAUAGUCAGUGAUGUAGGACAGGAUGAUGACAGAGGGAGAUACACGUGUAAAGCUGAACUAGUGAGAUGGAAUGUUCAAACUGACUGGAGUGAAGAAUUUACAAUGUCCACAGACUGUAAGUGACUAAACCACUACAACA
This is a messenger RNA of Haliotis rufescens (red abalone), 1377 nucleotides long. RefSeq lists its product as uncharacterized. Bases 306 to 1361 code for a protein of 351 amino acids. The transcript has 5 exons. Lineage: Eukaryota; Metazoa; Mollusca; Gastropoda; Lepetellida; Haliotidae. The record is from RefSeq and is a predicted model, not a curated record.